Onychomys torridus (southern grasshopper mouse) is the source of this 1069-nucleotide messenger RNA. It is a transcript of the gene Tex22, whose product is annotated as testis expressed 22. The record is from RefSeq and is a predicted model, not a curated record. The coding region runs from base 494 to 979 and encodes 161 amino acids. Lineage: Eukaryota; Metazoa; Chordata; Mammalia; Rodentia; Cricetidae. The transcript has 2 exons.
ACUGACCGCGCUCCGGAAGUCCCCGGGCGAGCUCUACUCCGCGUGGGAGCGGGUGACCCAACUCACCUCACGUUUCACCCCUGCCUCUCAACUGACUUCCACAGUUCAGGUCCGCGGACAGGGAGGGAAAUGAGAGCUCAGGCUGGCCCCGAGCCGUGUGUGUAGUAGGGUCGUUGAAAUGACAGAAGGGAGGCGGGCAGGAUCCUAGGAUUUAGAGCUUGUCAGAACACAGACAACACACCCCCUACGAGGCAAGGCUGGGAAGGCCGAGCAGGCGGUCUGGUGAGAGCAGAGAAGGGGCGAUCUACUUCUCCUGGGCUACUGAUGCCCCCGGGGCACUGCUGGUGUGGUGGGCAGUGGCCGCAGGAUCUAGGAAAGGAAGUCACGUAAGGGACCCUCGCUGUUUGGCAAGAGUAGUCACUGGCGAGAAGGUGGCCCAAGCAGAGCUUGCCAUUUGCUUCAUGUCUGUCGUGGCAGCCUGCUGUAGGUAAAGAUGGACAGCAGGCGGCAGCGCCCCCAGAGGAAGACGCUACAGUGGCGGCUCGCUCAAGAACAACCGCAACAGUCCCCCUCACUCGGGCCUUCAGCGGCCUCCGUCCAGCCAGACACCAACAGCAACCCUCAGGAGGACCUGCAGACCCAAGACUGGGUGUCUGAGCCCCCCAAGCACAGGAGACCAGGUAGCCGCUGGAGUGUCAGCAUCGACGAGCGUAGGCGUCUGGCCAUGCUGCAUAUACAGAGAAGGACAAACACAGCCAGAGCCCUAUCUAGAGACAAGCUGGGCCUGCAGACUGUACCCUCCCCACUGACCGGGCCUGCCCCAACCUCUCCCAACCAGGUCCCCGAAACCACGGUUGAUCCCUCGCAGGAUAUUGUGCAGAUGGUGGCCCAGCUGAUAUCUGAGGGUGUGGACAGGGAUGUACUCCUUCCUUACCCACUAGAGCCCACCAUGUACCCCAAUGCCUUCCAGGACUUCUAGGCCCAGAGCCAUCCCCUCUGGCAGAAUGAGAAUUUUGAGGCCCAGACCUCGAGGUCACCCUUCUCCUAAGAAGGACCCUGAUUAGCCCAG